Molecule: messenger RNA, 2863 nt
Organism: Dermacentor andersoni
Lineage: Eukaryota; Metazoa; Arthropoda; Arachnida; Ixodida; Ixodidae
Gene: POSH
Product: SH3 domain containing ring finger posh
Molecular function (GO): protein binding
Source: RefSeq, a predicted model, not a curated record
GUGUCGCUGCAUUGAUCGCACCAUGUGAAGAGAAAAAAAAAAAAAGGAUGGAGAUAGCUCUGCGGUCGAAGAGCACGAUCAUGUUUAAAGCUCAGGUGUGGUGAAGCAUCGGGAUGGAUGAGGCGUUCCUGACGGACCUGCUCGAGUGCUCUGUCUGUCUUGAGCAGCUAGACAGCACAAGCAAAGUACUUCCUUGCCAGCACACCUUCUGCAGGCGCUGCCUGGAUGAGAUCGUUCACUCGCACAAGGAACUUCGUUGUCCGGAAUGCCGGAUACUGGUUGAGUGCUCAGUGGAUGAGCUCCCGCUCAACAUCCUUCUGGUCCGUCUUCUGGAGGGCAUCAAGAACAACCCACGACUUGGUGGCGGCAGCAGCAGUGGCGGCAGCCGGUCGCCUUCGGGUGCCCUCCUGGGCAGUUCCUCUCUCAUCGGCCAUGUGAGGCCCCUGCUGGCCAGCCAGCCCUUGUCAGCUAGUCCACGAGGGGACACCACCUCGGGUCGCGGCGAUGGGGUGCGCACUCUUGUCAAGCAACUGGUGCCGCAAAUGCCCUGUGCCAAAGCCCUCUACUCCUAUGAUGCCAAGGACCCAGGGGACUUGGCAUUCCGCAAGGGGGACAUAAUAGUUCUGCGCAAGCGUGUGGACCAGAACUGGUUCCACGGGGAGCUGGGCGGCAAACAAGGCUUUGUGCCAGCCAGCUAUGUCCAAGUGGUUGUGCCCCUGCCAUCUCAUAUCCCUCAGUGCAAAGCCCUCUACGACUUCCGCAUGGGUGACAACGAUGAGAAGGAUUGCCUGACGUUCCUCAAGGGUGAUGUGAUUACUGUGAUUCGGAGGGUGGACGAAAAUUGGGCUGAAGGAAAACUGGGGGACCGAAUUGGAAUCUUCCCGAUAUCGUUUGUUGAGAUGAAUGCCGCUGGAAAGGCGCUAAUGAAGCUGUCUAACAAUGUUCAAGUGGGUCCUUCGAGAGUUGCCCCUCCAACGCCUAAUUCUGAAGCACCAAGCCAAACAGUCAUUCCAGCUGGUAGCACUCCAUCAGCUGGCGAAUCUCAGUCAAGCACAACAUCUCCUGCAUCAUCAUCCCCAAGCCCUGGCACGCCACCAUCCACAUCACCUCCACUGCCAGCAUGCCAGCCCAGAGAAAAGCGGCACUCACUCUCCGCCAUCAACCCGCCAGCUUCAAGCAAUGGAAGCAAUCCUCAGGCUCCCCAUCGGCAUUCGAUGGAGGUGCUGAACACAUGCACUGAGGUCGCGUCACAGCCCAGCUCACCGCCCCAGGGGCAGGCAGCCUCUCCAAGCAGGAUUCCCACAGCAUCAUCAAAGCCGGCCCCCGUGACAUCUCAAGGGUCAGCAGGUGAGCCGUCGUCUGCACGGGUGGUGCGUCGACACAGUGGACGCAAGGAACGAGAUGCGUCUUCUAUAAAUCCGCCAGGAAUACCCUUGCCACCGCCGGAACAGCCAGCAACCCUGCUGGCACCUUUGACUCAGCAGCAGCCAAUGCAACCAGCACAACAUGCCACUAUUGCUUCAUUUUACGUGGCUCUCUACAGCUACAAACCGCAGAAAGAAGACGAGCUGGAACUACGCAAGAAUGAGCUUUACUCAGUGACAGAGAAGUGCCAGGAUGGCUGGUUCAAAGGCACCUCACUGCGCACGGGCCUCUCUGGAGUUUUUCCCGGAAACUAUGUUCAGCCAGCCAAGUCAUCGAGCAGUGGCUUUUCAUCAGCACUGCUGCCCCUACCACAGCAGCAGCCACAACAGCAGCAGCAGCAGCAACAGCAGCAGCAGCAUCAGCAGAUGGGCACACGAAUUCCUGCCCCCAGCUCACCUCGCCCACGGUUGUGCGCACCGCAGCAGGUACCUAUGGUUCCUGGUGGACCACCUCCUUUCCUCGGCGGGCAGGGCUCCAGCCCCCUGCUUGCCGAGUGGGCCUUGGUGGCUCCGCCACAGAGGACUCCACUUACCACGACCCCAAGUCCCUUGGGACACAAACCCCCGGUGAGCCAUGGCCCUGUGGCCCUGCAGAUGCAGCAGCUGGGCGUGGCCAAGGCAGUGGCUGUCACCACAGGGAGCCCUGCUUCUUCCCAGGCUUCCUCGGGGAGUGCUGGCCCCACUGGCGGCCAUUGGUUGCUCGCGUGGCCUCCCUCUUCGGUUUCUUCUUAUGGGUCAGGCAGCGGUGCCUCCACAUGGGUGCCUGCUUGUGCUACGCCCACUCGCAACCCCGCUGUUGCCGUUACGACCUCUGUGGGCGCCGGCAGUGGCAGCACCCAGGCCAGCAGUGCUGGUGGGGUGGCCACAUCCAAUACGCCCGGCUGCUCCAGCUCAUCUGCGACUGCCACCUCCUCCAGUGCCCUGGCUCCAUCUGCUUCAGCGACACGUCUGGAAAAGCAGAAGGAGCGCAAGGAAAAGGAGAAGAUAAGCCUGAUGAAGCGGCUCACAGCCAAGCGCAGAUCGCGCUCACCUCCUCCACCCAAUUUUUCCUGCGACAACCCGAGUUUCGUGGACAGCUCAGCAGCAGCGGGCCAGCCCUCUCUGCAGCCACCCAGUGCUGUGCCUGUCGUGCACAUCAGGUCUGGCUCGUGUCCGAGUGAGGUUUUAGGCAACCAGCAGGCACUGCACAAGAAGACCAGCUCCCUGGAUGGAAACGACAGCCUCAAGGCGAGGCCCAAGCAGCCUGCUCCUCUUGUGAGGGAAAGGUUUCGCUGCAUUGUGCCUUACCCUCCGAACAGCGAGUAUGAGCUCGAGCUCAAGCAGGGAGACGUCGUGUAUGUGCACAAGAAGCGGGAGGAUGGCUGGUUCAAAGGCACGCUGCAGAGGACGGGAAAGACUGGACUCUUCCCUGGCAGCUUUGUUGAGAGCUUCUGAGACAC